ACCAAGAGGGGCAGGGAGGCAAAGCGGCGGCUCCUCCUCGUCGUCAACCCGCUUCAAAAAGACACUUCACCCUGCUAAAAUCGCCACCUUACCUCUGGAGCCUUACGGUGACAGUCAGGAGAGGAAAGGAAAAAGCCUCUCCGAAAAGUAGACCCGCGGAGACUAAUCGAACGCACCACGCUUGCUACUCGCUUCAGGGACACCCUUUCCACCCCAAAAAGGCUUAAAAGCGACAUUUUCAACAGUUUUUGUCUUUUUUUUUUCUUUUUCUGUCACCAUGACCCGGAGAUCGUGUGCCAUUUAUGCCACCGGCAUUGUAUGCGCCCACCUCCUCAUUGUGGGGAUUGCCCUGGUGGUGGCUCAAGUCUUCCAGACCACCAUACACAACCGCUUGAAAAAGGAAAUAACUUUGACAGAGAAGAGUCAAAUGUUUGAAUCAUGGAAAAACCCUCCUCCGCCUGUCUACAUGGAGUACUACUUCUUCAACGUCACCAACCCAGAGGUCUUCUUAGCGGGCGGCAAGGCGGCCGUCCAGCAGAUUGGACCCUACACCUACAGGGAGUACCGGCCCAGGGAGAACGUCACCUUCUUGGAGAACGGUACCAAAGUGUACGCCCUCAACCCCAAAACCUUCGUGUUCAUGCGGGAGAAGUCGGUCGGUGACCCCGAAGUGGACAUCCUCAGGACCAUCAACAUUCCUUUAGUGGUGGUGAUGAACGAGCUCAACUCGUACGCCUACAUCCUGCGCAGCUUCAUCUCCAUAUACGUCAAAAGCCUGGGCGUCGAACUGUUCACUACACGCACUGUGCACGAGUACCUGUGGGGCUUCAAGGACCCCAUCCUCACCAAGAUCCACUCCAUGAAGCCGGAUGUGGACGACCACUUCGGGCUCAUGUGGAAGAAAAAUGGAACCCACGAAGGCGAGUUUGUGUUCAACACCGGCGAGCAGGACUACAUGGACUACGGCAAAAUCGAGACGUGGAACGGACUCAGGCAGAUGACGUUUUGGUCGUCCAACCAGAGCAACAUGAUUAACGGCACGGAUGGCGCUGUCUUCCACCCGCUCAUCAGCAGGAACGAGCUGCUCUACAUCUUCGCCGCUGAUCUCUGCAGGUCCAUCCAUCUGGCCUACGUGAAGGACGUGGAGGUGAAAGGUAUCCAGGCGUACCGCUUUGCACCCCCCAAUGACGUGCUCAUGAGCCCCGUGGACAACCCCGCCAAUGAGGGCUUCUGCGUGCCCGCCGGAGAGUGCCUGGGCACUGGCGUCCUCAAAGUCAGCGUUUGUCGACAAGGCGCCCCCAUCGUGGUAUCUUUCCCGCACUUCUACCAGGCCGACCCCAAAUACAUCAAUGCCAUCGAAGGCCUCAAUCCCAACGCGGAGGAGCACGAGACCUACCUCGACCUUCAACCGACCACAGGUGUUCCCAUUCGGGCCUGCAAGCGCGCUCAGCUCAACGUCAUUGUGAAAAGAGUGAAGGGCUUCCCUGACACUAGGUUCCUCAACGAGACCAUUUUCCCCAUCAUGUACGUCAAUGAGACUGCAACAGUGGAUGAUGACUCUGCCUCCCAGAUGAGGACACUGCUGCUCAUCGUCACCCUGGUGUCCAACUUCCCUUUGCUCAUCGUGGGCAUGGGCCUCAUCCUGCUGCUUGUCCUGGUGGUCCUGUUCUGCCGAAACCGCCAGAAGAAGAACGAAGUAAAACGCAUUGAUUUUACUGAGGCUUUUCAUUCUUUUGCUACGGCCAAAGACGAGACUGCGUACACACAGGUCAGCGACAAGACUGACGAGUCGCCCGAGGCUCCCGCCAGCCAGCCGAUAAGAAACGGCUCCUACAUCGCCAUGUCUCCAGUGGAGGCCCAGAACUGUUGAUCUCGGAUCACCACCCCCCUCUUCCCAUCUCUUGUACCCCAAGUCUGGAGCUCAGGAAGGGGCUUGAGGGAGCAGCGCACAGUGGGGGUGUCUUGUUACCAUGAGGCGGGUGAGGGCAAGUGGACGGGCUUACUAUUCCAUAGGGUGGGAACUCUACCUGAGCUCUCUUAAGGACUAUCUAACCCCCGUCCCGCCCAUGCCAAGCCUGAGUCAGUCACGAGAGGCUUCCUCUUCCUCUCCUGGUUGACUCUUAAGAUAAAGGACUUGAGUAGGAGUUGUUUUUCAUGCCCCUCACACCCAAAAUGGUCAUCAUUUCCACACAGAUGCACUGUCCCACCAUUGGGAACCGCCUUGUCAUAUUAACAAAAGUAUUAGGGGGGGGGGGGGGGGGAGAAAAAAAAAAAAAAAGACUGAGCCAAACAAUUUAGUUAUCUUGCCUUUUGUUUCACACACUAGCUGGUUGUGAAAGUGUGGGUUCGCACCACCUUUUCCCCCUCCCCCUUGUGACACUAAACAUUUCCUAGCUGCUCAGUUUAAUCCCUACUUGUAGCUCGUCAGUUUUUUGGUUUUUUUUUUUUUCAAUUGGGGGGAAAAAAACGCCUGAGGAACUUGCAAGGGAGACUGAACUCACUUUCUCUGCCUUACCGCCAUGACGGUUCACACGUAUACACUGUUACUCCAGCACAAUUUGGACCACGAACGAUCCUCGCCGAGGCUCCAGGUCUUCUUUCUCUCUUUCCUUCUUGUGUCAAAGACACUGUGUUAAUGUGCACAACAGAGCACUUGAAUCACUUGUCUUAUCAUUUCAAGAAAUCAUUUCAAGAAAACAAUCGCAACAAAAAACACCACUGCUACACUUUUUGCCUGAAAAAUGUGCCCUGUGUUUUUUUUUUUUUUCAUUGUUUUGGGUUUUUGUUACUUCUGCGCCAGAUGGUCUGCCUGUACACAACAUUUAUAUCCUCUCUUUUUUGUCUUCGUUUCUGCUAGGAAGUGGCCAUAAACCUGUGGAUGUUCCUAUGAGUCUUACACGUUGCCAUUCUAUCCUAACUUGUAUUGUUUGUCAGCUUAGAAAACAUCCAUGCAUCCAUUUUCUAUCGCUUAUCCGAGGUCGGGAUGCCCAGACUUCCCUCUCCCCAGCCACUUCCUCCAGCUCUUCCGAGGGGAUCCUGAGGCGUUCCCAGGCAAGCCGAGAGACAUAGUCUCUCCUGCGUGUCCUGGGUCGUCCCCGGGGUCUCCUCCCGGUGGGACGUGCCCAGAACACCUCACCAGGGAGGCAUCCGAAUCAGAUGCCCCAGCCACCUCAUCUGUCUCCUCUCGAUGUGGAGGAGCAGCGGUUCUACUCUGAGCCCCUCCCGGAUGACCAAACGUCUCACACUAUCUCUUAAGGGAGACCCCGGACACCCUCCGGAGGAAACUCGCGAUGUUGCAGAGGUGUGUCAACCAGGACAGCCCAACAUUAUCCAGAGCCUUUAGGAACUCCGGGCGAAUCACAUCCACCCCCGGGGCCUUGCCACGAGGAGCUUUUUAACCACCUCGUUGACCUCAACCCCAGAGAUAGGAGAGCCCGCCUCAGAGAACCCAGCCUCUGCUUCCUUAUGGGAAGGUGUGUCAUUGGGAUUGAGGAGGUCUUCGAAGUAUUCUCCCCACCGACUCACGACGUCCCGAGUUGAGGUCAGCAGCGCCCCACCCCCAUCAUACACAGUGUUGAUGGUGCACUGCUUCCCCCUCCUGAGACGCCGGAUGGUGGACCAGAAUUUCCUCGAAGCCAUCCGGAAGUCGUUCUCCAUGGCCUCACUGAACUCCUCCCAUGCCCGGGUUUUUGCAUCAGCGACCACCAAAGCUGCAUUCCACUUGGCCAGCCAGUAUCGAUCAGCUGCCUCAGGAGUCCCACAGGCCAAAAAGGCCCGAUAGGACUCCUUCAGCUUGACGGCAUCCACCAACGGGUUCGGGGAUGGCCGCCACAACAGGAACAGACUACCUUACGGCCACAGCUCCGGUCGGCCGCCUCGGCAAUAGAGGCGCGGAACAUGGUUCACUCGGACUCAAUGUCCCCCGUGGGUGAAGUUCUGCCGGAGGUGGGAGUUGAAACCCCUUCUGACAGGGGAUUCUGCCAGACGUUCCUAGCAGACCCUCACAAUACGUUUGGGCCUGCCACGUCGGACCGGCAUCUUCCCCCACCAUCAGAGCCAACUCACCACCAGGCGGUGAUCAGUCGACAGCUCCGCCCCUCUCUUCGCCCGAGUGUCCAAGACAUGUGGCCGCAAGUCCGAUGAUACGACCACAAAGUCGAUCAUCGAACUGCGACCUAUGGUGUCCUGGUGCCACGUGCACGUGUGGACACCCUUAUGGUUGAACAUGGUGUUCGUUCUGGACAAUCCGUGACGAGCGCAGAAGUCCAAUAACAGAACACCGCUCUGGUUCUGAUCGGGGGGUCCGUUCCUCCCAAUCACGCCCUUCCAGGUGUCACUGUCAUUGCCCACGUGAGCAUUGAAGUCCCCCAGCAGAACGAUGGAGUACACAGCAGGAGCGCUCUCCAGCACCCAUUCCAAGGACUCCAAAAAGGGUGGAUACUCUGAACGGCUGUUUGGUGCAUGUAGUUUACUAAAGGGCCUUUUCUCCCUCUUUUAGAUUUGAAAAGUUUCCACCGGUUCGGUACUUUUCAGGUUGUUACUCGCCGGCAAAAUCAACAAAGAGAAAUGUGAGACGAUAGUGUGUAUUUAACUGUAUCUUCAUUUUUUUGUCUGUUUUGAAAUGGUAAUAAGUUAACGCUAGCUAUGUUUUUUAACCAAUACCAUUUUGGCAAUGCGCGUAGCAUUGUAAAGUCCCAUAACACUUAAGGGAAAAUUUUCUGGCACCCAAAUGUAAGGAUUUGUUAAAAGUUUUGUUCAAUUACCUAGUUGCGACACAAUGCGUAACAUUUUGUUCAGAUCAUAGAAUUCUAUCGAAACACGAAAAGGAAGAUUUUUUUCUGAAUCGGCAUCGUGUAACACAGAAUGACCAUUUUGUCUGCGCAUUCGGCACCUUAGGUACGAUUCACUAGCUGUUUGGAUUAAUUUGCUAACGUUUUUGCACAAUGCGGAACAUUUUGUUCCGGUUGUAAAAUUCCAUCAUAACACGAAAGGGACGAUUUUUUUUCUGCAUCCUCCACCCCAACAAUUUGCUAACCAUUUUAUUAAAAUACCAACAUUCUCACAUUUGCCAUAGCAUUUUUUUAUGAUCAUAAAAUAUUAUUGUAAUAUGGAAGUGACAAUCCUGUUUGCAUCCGGAUUUGCUAACUGUUGAGUUAAGUUGCCAACAUUUCACCAUGAUGCAUAGAGUUUUAUUUAUCAUACAAUUCCAUCUUCCUGAAAGCAACAAUCUUGUCCACAACCGGCACCAUGACACAUGGAUUUGCAACUUUGCUACUGGCAUGCUUUGGGACCCUUUAAAUUGGUAACUCCCCAAAAAACAAACAAAAAAAAUCCUAACUGUACCGAACCACACCACUUUUUGAAUUCAUUGUUACGUGAUCCUUUUCACGAGUCGCGUUGGCUGAUUUCAUUGCAAUUGCAGGUUACUCAUGUAAAGAACAACUUAGGACAUUUUUGCAGCCUUUUAUGAUGGAAAUGGUGAGAAAACGCAUAUGGAAGUGACAGAACUGCGUCGUAGAAACCUUUUUUUGCGGGGGACCAUAAGCUCGCCUUUGAGCCCCAUGUGACCGGCACCCCAACGUAAUGGUUCUAAAAAAGGGGGACAAUUUGGUUAUGUUUGGGGCCCUUUACAAUGGAAAUGCUGAACUACUGCUUACUGUACUGAACCAAACUGCCUUUUAUGUCAGUCUUUAAGAAGUGAGCCAAUUCACUUUGCACCAGUACGGGUCGGAUCGGUUAUUCUGUUGCAAAAAGAACGUAUCGUGGUCGGGAUAUUUCUGGAAACGGCGAAAAAACAUGUACCGAACUGAACCGUUUGGAGGAAACUGAUUUUCAAGACUACCACUCUGACCUAGGGGUUUUAAAAGUGGGACAGUUUGGAUAUUUUGGGACCUUUUAAUUAUGGAAACACUGAAUAAUGCUGUACCGAAACAAACAACUUAGUGGAAACAACUUUUUCUGUGGUGGUUUAUUUGGAUCGAUUAAUUCCGAUGUUUGUAGCCUUUCGCAAGAGAAGUGGUGGAGGAAAAAAACGUGUACCGAAGUGGUGGAAGCAUACUUUAUUGAGACCUAACACACACACACACACACACACACACACUUAUGACCAAAGACAUCCCUGGCUUAGCUCCUCGUGCCACAAACCAAUACCGCCUACCGUAUUUGUUUUUCCCCUGCCUUGUGCCACCAUAUUCGCUGCUGUGCCUUCUUGACAUCAAGGCUAAAAAAGGAACACUUUGGUGUGGAAACCGGAUAAAUCUCAGUAUUAUGUAAGACAAAAGCAAUACAGAGUUGUGUGUAUAAAUGAAUGGUUGUUAUUACAGGGCCAUGUAUUUAUGUUCAGUUUUUUCCCCCCCCCUGGAAUUGUAAUUUUUGUUGUGAUGUUUGUUUAGUCCUGCUUGGGUCCAAGUCGAUUUCAGUAUGUUUUCAAAAAAGAUGUAGCGUUACGUGAUGCUAUCGUGGCAUGCUAACAUUGUCAAUCUGGAGGGCUUCGAUGGCCAGGCUGAUUAUCUUGAUGUGACGAAUGAGAUGAAUGAUGCCCUCUCCUCUUCCUCCUUCAGGGACCAGCAGUUGUGCCAUAAACCUACUCGGAGUCCCAACACUUUUCUGUUUGCGCACAUUUCUGUCACAGACGACGUCGUUGCACUCGCUUGAUGGUGGUUUUUGUUUUAAUUUUGGUUUUCCAAAUGACAAUCUCCCCCUUGUCAUGAGACGUGCAAAAAAAGAUGAUUUCCAAGUACUACUCACUUUUAGUUUUGAUAAUUCCCACUGCACACAUCUUUCUUACAGUGCUUUUGUAAACAUUUCUAGUGUAUUUGCAAGAAAAUAAAAGCUUGCCGUCAAGUGCAA
This is a messenger RNA of Phycodurus eques (leafy seadragon), 6849 nucleotides long. RefSeq names its product scavenger receptor class B, member 2a (gene scarb2a). Gene Ontology annotation, molecular function: scavenger receptor activity. The transcript is spliced from 13 exons. The record is from RefSeq and is a predicted model, not a curated record. NCBI's taxonomy places the organism in Eukaryota, Metazoa, Chordata, Actinopteri, Syngnathiformes, Syngnathidae. Gene Ontology annotation, cellular component: cytoplasm; lysosome; membrane. The coding region runs from base 278 to 1870 and encodes 530 amino acids. Gene Ontology annotation, biological process: protein targeting to lysosome; receptor-mediated endocytosis.